Malassezia restricta is the source of this 1956-nucleotide messenger RNA. RefSeq names its product histone-lysine N-methyltransferase SETD2. The transcript has a single exon. Gene Ontology annotation, biological process: regulation of DNA-templated transcription. Gene Ontology annotation, molecular function: protein binding; histone H3K36 methyltransferase activity. Gene Ontology annotation, cellular component: chromosome; chromatin; nucleus. Lineage: Eukaryota; Fungi; Basidiomycota; Malasseziomycetes; Malasseziales; Malasseziaceae. Bases 1 to 1956 code for a protein of 651 amino acids. The record is from RefSeq and is a predicted model, not a curated record.
AUGGGGCAAGACGGCGCCACGCGCGCGAUGCCGAGUCUCAUGUCGCACUUGCCUGAUGCAACGACAGAAGCGCUUUCGACGUUUGAGGAGCUUCCUGACUGCACGUACGAGACGUCGCGACUGGGUCGCACACGUGGACAGGAUGAUCCGGCGUGUGAGUGUACGAUGGAGCAUGGCCCCGCGUAUGCGUGUACGGACGAGUCAGGCUGCAUCAAUCGGCUCACGCAAGUCGAGUGUCUGCGCGAUGUGUGCCGAUGUGGUGAGCACUGUGCGAACCAGCGCUUCCAGCGGCAUGCGUACGCACACGUCGACAUUAUCAAGACGCCUGAAAAGGGCUUUGGCAUACGCGCGUGUUCGGACAUCGAGCGUGAUGAGUUUGUGUUUGAGUACAUUGGCGAGAUCAUCACGCACGAUACGUUUAUGCGGCGCAUGGCGCAGUACAAAGAGGAGCACCUCGUGCACUUUUACUUUAUGAUGCUGCAGCGAGACGAGUACAUUGAUGCGACCAAGCGCGGUGGACGUGCCCGUUUCAUCAACCACAGCUGCAAUCCGAAUUGCUACGUGAGCAAGUGGCACGUUGGACGCCAUGUCCGUAUGGGCAUUUUCGCGAAGCGGGCGAUUCGCGCGGGCGAGGAACUUUCCUUCAACUACAAUGCCGAUCGGUACGGCAACGAUCCGCAGCCGUGCUACUGUGGCGAACCGAACUGCGUCGGCACGAUUGGUGGACGGACACAGACGGACGUCGUGACGAUGGACGACCGAUUCAUUCUUGCUCUCGAUAUUGCCGAUCAGAUGGCCGAGCUGCGUGCAUCAUUGCCCCGUGGGCGGCAUCAGCAGCAGCAGCGGGCCAAGAUCCUGAAUGAAGACUUUCAUCCCAUACUGCAUGCGAUUGCUGAGCCAGAAUGUGCGCGUGUGAUGACAGCCGUGCGAGAUGCCACCACCAAUCGCCGGAUGAUUGAGCUGCUGCUCACACGCAUCGCCAUGACGGACGACAUGCACGUCCAAAAGAUGCUCGUCAAGAUGCAUGGCUUUGUGAUCAUGGCCCAAGUUCUCGAGGCCUGGUCUGAUGAUGCACCGUUGAUGCAUCUCGCGCUUGAAUGCCUCACAAAGUGGCCGCUGCGGGCUCGUGACAAGCUCGUGGAUUCGGGGGUUGAUGAGCUUGUGCACCAAAUGCAGGACGAUCCACUGGCGCAGCAGCUGCACGAGUCUUGGUCGUCGCUCCCUUCGACGUUCCGCAUUGCGCGCCGUGAGGGCCGGGAGCAGGCAGAGGAGGUGGAUUGGGCGGCGCGGCGCAGAGCGCAGGCGACGCAAGUUUCAACACAAGAGGAGACGAAUGCGGGCACCGAGGAGCUGCGCCGGUCGUUACUGGCGUACCGCGAGCACGACGACUCGGAAGCCGUGCGCGCACCGCGUCCCAAAAUCAAGAAGGAAGAGCCGCGAGAGGCGCGGCCCUCGAUCUCGCUCGACGAGAUCAUUCGUCGUGCGAACGAGCAAAACGAAGCGGCUCAGAAAGAGCAAGAGGCCAAGAAAGAGCAGGAAGCCCGAGAAGAGCAGGCGACAUCGCCGCCCAAGAAGCGAUCCCGCCUCGAGCCCGAUAUACCCACUCUCGAGCGGCACCUGCACAAGCUGGUGGGCACGCUCGUGGUCAAGCAAAUGUCCAAGGUCAAGUCGCAGUUGGACCGUGAGCACUUUAAGCGCCAUGCGAAAGAACUCACGCAGGUCCUUUGUGACAAGGAAAAGCGCAAUCCAAAAGCGUGGCCGCCGCGACUCGCGGAUGGUCAGGUGGGACUGGUGGAGCUGCCAGAAGACAAGCGCAAGAAAAUGAAGGUGUUUGCGCACGACUAUAUCAAAAAGAUUGUGCGGCAUACACAAAGCAAGGCACGGCACCAGGAUACCAGUAUAGAUGCAGACACGACCGCCGAUGCCUCGAUAGAUGUCUCGGACGUGAUAGACUAG